AGCAAAAGGGGCUACACGCAACGAUGAGGCUGCCACUAAAAUUCAAAAAGGUAAUAAGGAACGCUCCGAAAAAGAUUUUGAUGUUGAAUACUUUGAUGCCAGUGAAACACCGUCUGAAGCGGAGGAGCUGUUUGAAUCUGCACGCAAAGAAGAGGCACUUGCAGCUGCUCGUUUAGCGGAAGUGGAGCAAAUUACCCAAAUGGAGGACGAUUAGACAAAAACCAAAAAUUUAAACAAAAAACAACUAGAGAUGGUUACAGGAUGUCCUUUAGAAUAAGACAAUUUCUAAAACUUUUGCACCGUGCUUCAAUUUUAAUAACUUCAAUCUGCUUUUCAAGUUUAAGUUAUACUCAUAACCAAGCUGCAUA
Rhagoletis pomonella (apple maggot) is the source of this 368-nucleotide messenger RNA. Its product is annotated as neither inactivation nor afterpotential protein C-like. The record is from RefSeq and is a predicted model, not a curated record. Gene Ontology annotation, molecular function: cytoskeletal motor activity; protein binding; ATP binding. Gene Ontology annotation, cellular component: myosin complex. NCBI's taxonomy places the organism in Eukaryota, Metazoa, Arthropoda, Insecta, Diptera, Tephritidae.